AUGCAGACGACCAAGUCUUCAACCUUCUCAGUAGAAUCGCUUAUAUCCAAGGAGAGCUUCGAGCCAAGAGUGGACGCUCACAGCUGCAUAGCGCUGCCGAGAUGCUCGCUAGGACCCGAAAGGACACGAACCUCGCCCAGUUUUACAAACUCCAUAACCAUUCCUCGGCCUCUGGCGCUGGAAGGCGUUUCUGCGGGCCACACGAGCGCAUUUUCACAAACUUCUCAAUCUCCUCUUUCCAGUGGAAGAACAUUUGCAAUCCCGCCGCGUGCUUCAGAGCAUCAUCAAGGUAUUUUACUAAUUUUCAGUGUCAAGCCAUAUGUAAAUUCGUAUUGAUUCCUAGUCUUUUACAGAUUGAGCGAAAAAAUAAGCCUAAAAAAACUAACUUUUCUAAAUAUUCAAUCACAGCCUUUAACAUUUUGAACCUUGCUGUUGUCUUCCUCUCAGAAUUUUGAACAACUUUUUAAUUUUUUCCACGGAAAAUUAGUUGUUAACUGGAUUACACUACGUAAUUUUCUUGUUUGCUUGCGCAACCUCCCAAACGAACUUAAGACAACUUCGAUUCCGAAACAAUUUAAAUGUGGCGGGCCUCUAAAUAUUCUUCUAGAAAAAUAAAGACAUCUUUGUCUACAGAUGUGGGAAGCCGCAUGUUUUUAAACACAGGUCAUACAGGAACUCGUAAAAGAGCCUUCCUGCCGUAACCCACCGCUUUCUGAAUUGAAAGAAAAAUAUAUCAGAGGAAAGGAAGUGUUUAGGAAAUAUUGUACAAAUAUUUCGUCUUGAAAAAUCGUGAUUCUUUCACAAGGAACUAAAUAAGACAGCAUUAGAUAAGGAAUCUGCAUCCAACGUAACAACUUUUUUAUGCUAUUUUCUUGCUCGCAUUAAAUGACUUCGCCCUGAGUGAUUAAAAAGAAUACCAAGGCCAUCUAUGUAAAAUCUUGUCGGUAUUUCAGUAAGUUUCUCAUAAAGCGCGGGAAGCAAAAUUCAUGCAUGAGAACUACAGCUAUAUCGAGUAGUUCCAUUUUUGCGGUUGUCAAUUAUUUUUGAUUUUGGUUUAAGAGUCUACAGUUACGCAGAAUCAAUAUUGAGAUCUACGUUCUUCUUUGAUAAUAAAUUAUCAUUAAUACUUCAGGGUUUUAUAGACGAAACACUAAAUUACAUCUUGUCCCUCCUUAAGUAACAACUUUUUAAAAUUUAGAAUAGAAAUUUCUAAUUUUGGAAAAGAAACAAUAAAACAAAAAGGAGAAGCAUUUAGAAACUCCCCCAGUUAUAACUUUCCUUUAGUAAGAGUAAAGCGAUGUUUUCAUAUGUAAGAUAGUGAAUAGGAAAAGCGUUAAAUUUCUUAUUUUUCUCGGCAAUGAAAGAGCACUGAAUUUUAGAUAUUAGUAUUAACUGAGAGGAAAUUAUUUGCAGCUUGAUGAAAGGCGGUCAAACCGCGAGUCGAGAGCUUUUACUACACUCUUUUCUUUUUAUAAGAAUGUUGUUUUUCCGGCCCAGGCUGAACAUUCUUAUUUUUCUGCCGAUUUUAAGGCUGAAAAUAUUCUUUUAUUAUUCUUAAAUUGUAGCCUCUUAACUGACUCUUCCGUUUUAGAAUGAACAAAGUUUAAUAAUAAAUUAUAGAAAAUUUAUAAUUUAUAACAAAUUGCAGUUAAUGGCAAUCUGACACGUUGUUUUUCUUUUUGGUGGCUAGUUCUGCCGUCAAGAGAAAGGAAUAAUUUCUCGGUUACGUUACAAACAUAUAAUUGUAUUGUAUUAACAGAUUUUCAACACACAAAAUUAUAUCCUUUUCAGCCUUGGGUUUAUUCUUAUCAUAUUCUUACGAUUUUGCAAAUUUCAGCCACGAUAUUCUUAUAAAAUAUAUUACCUAUCACAAGCAUCUUUUAGAAGACACUAUAAAAUAUAUUCUUAUAGGAAAAAAAAAAGAGUGUAUGCACCUACCAAACUGCCUUUGAACCAAAUCACCGAAUAACCAACCGAGGUCUUGCUCACUAAUUUCACAGUAGAGCUCCUAAUACGGGAAGUAAGCUCAACUUAUUGCAUUAGAGUUUAUAGACUAUGGUUCGAAAAGCGGAAGUUAAUUGUAAGUGUAAAUCUAUUAACAAGGAACUUGACAGUGUAAAUCAGCUAUGGGUGCGGUUCGGUUUACCCUAAAUCAAUNCUUUUAUUAUUCUUAAAUUGUAGCCUCUUAACUGACUCUUCCGUUUUAGAAUGAACAAAGUUUAAUAAUAAAUUAUAGAAAAUUUAUAAUUUAUAACAAAUUGCAGUUAAUGGCAAUCUGACACGUUGUUUUUCUUUUUGGUGGCUAGUUCUGCCGUCAAGAGAAAGGAAUAAUUUCUCGGUUACGUUACAAACAUAUAAUUGUAUUGUAUUAACAGAUUUUCAACACACAAAAUUAUAUCCUUUUCAGCCUUGGGUUUAUUCUUAUCAUAUUCUUACGAUUUUGCAAAUUUCAGCCACGAUAUUCUUAUAAAAUAUAUUACCUAUCACAAGCAUCUUUUAGAAGACACUAUAAAAUAUAUUCUUAUAGGAAAAAAAAAAGAGUGUAUGCACCUACCAAACUGCCUUUGAACCAAAUCACCGAAUAACCAACCGAGGUCUUGCUCACUAAUUUCACAGUAGAGCUCCUAAUACGGGAAGUAAGCUCAACUUAUUGCAUUAGAGUUUAUAGACUAUGGUUCGAAAAGCGGAAGUUAAUUGUAAGUGUAAAUCUAUUAACAAGGAACUUGACAGUGUAAAUCAGCUAUGGGUGCGGUUCGGUUUACCCUAAAUCAAUUAACCUACAUUUUGACUUUAAUUCUACUCUAGGUUAGACUUAAGCCUUUUUGCCCAUUAUACACAUGUAUCGAGGUAAUUUUUUUGGUAAUGUUUCGAAUCUUUUCUGAAGACUCGGUUUACAUUGUGCUUCAGUAGAAUACAAAUUCACAUGAAUAUAAAUUUGCAAUAAAAAUGUCUCGUAUUAAAUAAUAACUAACUUCAAGGUCAAAAAAGCUUUGCUGACGUUUGCAGUCUGUACACUUUUGCGCUCCUUGCAUGCAAAACUUAGCAUCAAGUCACAAUGAUCUCAUUUUGUACUUUAUCUUAACUGUACACUGCUCAAAUUUGUCCUGAUUUUACAAAGUAAACUUUAGGUAUAAAGCUAACCAACCAGUGUUUUCCCACUGAGGCAUUUUCCUUAUUUUCUUUCAUUCUAGUGUUUUCAACUGUUGGGUUGAAAGUAAACGUUUGAGAGAUCAAAUUUCUUAAUAAACAUUGGUAUAAAUGUCAGGUUAACAUGGUUGAAGGAUGAAAUUAACAAUUUCAACAGGCUUCAGUAUCCUUUUGAGUUAUAGAGUCAGGAACGUAUGACAUAUAGAGUCCAUUAAACUUCAUUCAAGGUAGUUUGUCAAAAGUUUUAGCACCGAAAUUCUUAAGAGAGGCUUUCUAAAACAUUUGUAGAGUGGACUUCUCUAUCUGAUGAUAUACUACAAAAGAGAAGACAAGUGAUGACGUCACAAAAACUAAAUUUGUGAAACUAUGGGAUAGGUUGGCAUAUCCAGAAGGAGCAAAAGGCCUCUGCUAACAGGGAACCAAAAAUCAGCCUGUUGGUGCAAAUUGGAUAUAAGCAUAAGCAACGUUAUGCUCGGAUGACUCCAUAUAAAUCCUUCCAAAUAGGCCGGCUGGAUCGAUCGUAAACGUUUCGAUCCAAGCCAAUUUCAGAAUUAGGAUUUGCAUGGAGUCCUCAGAAAAUAAAGGUACUUACCUGUCCCAAUUUGCACAUAAGGCUAAUUUAUGGCAAAAGGACGUUUUUCAUCUUGUUUUCUGAAUAUGCCAUCCAAUCCCAUAAUUUUCACAUUUCUCUUCUUUAUUUUAAUCGAUUUAACCUUUACUUUUUCUCUGUAUCUCUUUAGAUUCUCACCGCAAUGAUGACUCAACAAGAACUCGCCGCUACAGAACAGCAUUCACAAGAGAGCAAUUGAGCAGACUAGAGAAAGAAUUUCUCAGAGAAAACUAUGUCUCACGUACGCGCAGAAGUGAGCUGGCGUCAACCCUGAACUUGUCAGAAACAACCAUCAAAAUAUGGUUCCAAAACAGACGUAUGAAGUCAAAGAGACGGCGUAUGGCCCUAGGGCUGAAGCCUGUUCAAGCUUUUUGCCCCACUAGGCAUUUGCCUUCUGAAGGGCACCUCAAUUCGGGCCAUCUUUAUAAUGGCCUUCAUUAUGUACCCUGGUCGCCAUAUUCACCUGUCAGUGGUCCUUUGUGGUCUCAUGGAGUUCACUUUGUGCACUGUGAUCCGCAUUAUCACCCCUUUUCUGUGCCACCAUCCGGGAAUAAUGUGACGUCCAGCUACAGAACGCCAAGCACACAGGGAAACUGCUCUCAUAGCUGGAAAGGCAGUGAUUAG
This is a messenger RNA of Porites evermanni, 4381 nucleotides long. Lineage: Eukaryota; Metazoa; Cnidaria; Anthozoa; Scleractinia; Poritidae. The record is from the annotation of a GenBank genome assembly.